UGUCCUCACAGUGAGGUUUUGUUGGCGCUGUGAAGUGUUAGCUAACGUAUCUUGGUGUGUGAACCUGGUGACUAUAUAUAGCUAUUCUAAGGGUUUCUUGGUGUGUGAACUUGGUGACUAUAAAUUACAAUCCUAAGUGUACAAGUGUACAAUUACUGGAAACACUUCCUAGCUGCGUCAUUGUACUCAUCCUGCAAGAUGGCCACCACAGGACCGACUGGCGGAUCUCUUGCAUCAGCAGGCAGUGUGACAGACAGAACACUUAAAAUUUGCGUAUGCAAUAUAUUCGCUAACUUGCGGCUUAGUCCCAUGCUCUUGGGAGAGCUUGUGAAGACAGAGUGUCAUGACAAGGAUGAUCAUGAGACUUUCAUAAAGUAUCUGGAUCGCCUGCGAGCAAACAAGAAAGAAGAAACUUUUUCAGAUGAAGAAUGGAGGAAAGUAUUCACUUUCAACUUAGGAAAUUUCAAAAAAGAGACGAGCCCUGACAAGUUAGAUGUCACUGCCCUCUUCUGUUUGCUCUCCCACAUUUUAACCAAAGUUAAGAAGUACGCACCAGACAGGCGUGAAGAUCUCUAUAAGAAGUUGCGUGACGUCAAGGACAUGCGAAACAAAGUCUUACACAACUUGGAUCAACUUCUGAACGAGAAAAAUUUCACUGAUCUGACAAAAACGCUGUUUGAGCUCAUAAAAGAAGCUAAGAGAUUCUAUCCUCCCUCCCUGGACCCUAAGGCUCCAAACUUUCCCGCUGAAGACACAAAGAAAAAGCUUAGCACCGAAAUUAAAAAGCUUGAAGACCUGGACAAAGGCGACAUUCAUUACUGUAUUUCGAGGUUGAUAAUGAGCGGGAAACCAGCGGUAAGGGAGUUAUGGGAGACCAAGCUACACUCCGAAGUUCUCUUGUCCGGCAACGACAAGGUUAAGCGUCGGGAAGUGUUUCAUCCUCUCGACGUGAUGGUUAAAGCACCAGAUAGCGAAAAAACCUUCUCCUACACAAAAAUUUUUGAAGCUUUCGGGACUGGAAACGUCGUUGUGGUAACUGGCGCCGCCGGUGCUGGUAAGACAACCCUCGUCCAAAACAUCGUGCUGCAAUUCUUUGAUCUGCAACAGGGGACUGCCAAUUACUUGAGCUCUUUUAACCAACUAGUCUUCUUCGAGUGCAGGGAUCGCAACACUAAAAAACUGAGUGUCGUCAUCAAAAAACACUAUGAAGACCUUUGUCGUGAACUAGGGAAAGAUAAUGUCUUCCAGGCUCUCCUGCGUAUCGAUGUCUUAUUCAUCAUCGAUGCCUUCGAUGAAUUCAACAAAAAUUCCAUGAAAGUCGUUACCGAGAUUAUCCAAAUGUCGUGGCGCCCUAGCUGCCGUGUGUUGAUCACGACUCGUCCUCACGCCAUGGAGAAGAAGCUGGCACCGCUCCUUAAGAGCUACGAUGUCAGCUUCACUCAGUACGAGAUUAUGCCGCUCACGAAGCUUGACGACCAAAUUAAAUUCUUGGGGCGGUAUGAAUUAUCCAUUUGCAGCGGCACUGCGACUGGAGAGAUGACGAAGAGCUUCAAGUUGCUCAGUGAAGAUGUGAGAAAUCAAUUCACUGAACCAAUUAACUUGGUUAAUUUCUGUGAGAUACAUAAGGAAUUCCCUGAUGAGAUAUCUUCGUGGCAGACGCCCGGGGACGUGGCGCCAUCCAUUCUUCGCUUGUAUAAAAAACGCAUCCUGUCGAAAUUAUCGGAUUCAGACUACAGCGCAACUGACGUCUUGAUUGCCGACCUGUUCGAUGUAAUCGGUCGUGAGGCGCUGGAGCUGCUGCGUGACAACAGCGUAACAUUUUCAGGAGAGGAGCUCCUUGUAUUGAAGAAGAAGUGCCAAGAAAAAAUAGAUGCUACUGGAAAAUUUGACUCAGACAUUAUUCUUUCAGUUUUACUGAAGGAGCAAAAGCCACUAUUCAAAGAAGGGCACAAGAGCUAUGCCUUCCCGCACAAGACAGUGCAAGAGAUCGUCGCUGCAGACCACGUCGUGCAGCGCAUCCUAGCCGACGACGACUCCCUCGACAGCAUCCUGGGAGCCACGGCAGAAGAAAUGCCACG
Molecule: messenger RNA, 2078 nt
Organism: Hyalella azteca
Lineage: Eukaryota; Metazoa; Arthropoda; Malacostraca; Amphipoda; Hyalellidae
Exons: 2
Source: RefSeq, a predicted model, not a curated record